UGAACUCCAUGGUGAGCUGAACUAAGCAUGCCUACUAGUCAUUCUUUUAUAUAGCUCUAGGAGGUGAGAUUAGUCUGAUCAAUGGACGAGAUUAUUGCUUAACAGUUGACACCACUAUAAUGUCAGGAAUAUUCAAUCCUACCGUUGCCCGGUAGGAGAGGAUCCAACGGCCGAUGUGUAUCUUUCCAUGUGCGUAGUAGGCCCACGAACCUUAUCUCUUAUAGUCUUAUCUCGAGAAUGAAACACUUCUUCCCCCUCUCCUUCUUACCCUUCUUCUAGCACUUACUGUUUUGGAACCACGGGACAGAGUAUCAGGCUAAGCCACGCGAGAAAAUUUACCACUGGAACCCAUUGUAAGAAACUGAAGCACGUGAGAGCAGCAGAAGGAAUCUGAGCCUAGCUAAGGGUUUAUUUUUAGGAAUAAUAUCAGAGGGCUUAUUGUACUAUACGCAUACACAAACAUAUAUGUACUCCAUUAUUCAAGAGUUGCGAUAGGACAUUAAGAAGAGAUCUUCCAUUUAUAUAUUUUUUACCUAAUCUAAACUCUUCUACAGUUUUCAGGAAACAAUAAUUUCUAAUAGACCAAGGAAUUUUUUAAGUUAAGAAUUCCCAGCUAAAAAAAUACACCCACAUGGACAGGACGACACUAUCAUAUGGCGUGUUGGGUUCCAGAAUUACCCAAAUUAAGUCAGUAACCCAGCGUCUCUUUUAUUAGUUACAAAUCAAACCACUAGUAGGCAUAGAAAUGGAACAAUGCAUCGCACAUCCAACAGCAAUAAGUAGAGAAGUACUCCUCCGUCCAAAAAUAUUAUUUAUUUUAACUUUUUUAGGUACAUGACUUUAGCUACGUACCUAGACAUAGCAUCUAGAUCUAGGUGCAUAGCAAAAGUUAUGAGUCUAGAAAAAUUAAAAUGAAUAGUAAUUUGAGACGGAGGGAGUAGCGAUCCAGAUCGGUGAACACACCGACUGCCAUUGUCCCCAUGUGGCCAUGUCUUGUGCUGGUUAUAAUACUCAGUGCUCCUGCUCCGAUCCAACUCAAAGCAUCUCAAGAAAACAACAUGCAAGCAUAGUGCACAUGAUAUCUACUAUAUAUAAUAUAAUAUGGAUUUAUAUAUGGACAAGAAAGGAUGUGCUGCCAAGGAAGAAUUGUUUCAAAUGCAAAGAUAUACGUGCAAUAAUUGGCAUUUGCUAUCAAAGUCAGUUUUUAGUACUAUUCCACCGUGAAUCGCACACCGCGUGCCCUAACAAUGGCUGCAUGCAAGAUGUGGACACGCAGGAACGACCUAGAAAAAUAUGUAAUCAUACCAAUCAGCUUGUUAAGGCAUAUACUUAAAUUCGAAAUCAUACCAAUCAACUUGGCCUCGAUGCACAGUAAUGGAGAACAUAAGGGCUUGUUUGGGACUGCUCUACGCCACAGGUUUUGUAGUUCCGCUUCAGAUUUAUCUUGCCAAACACCUCCAGCUCCAAUUAUACCAACUCCAGAAAAAAGGUAGAUCUGGGGGGCAACUCCAAGAUUUUUCUGGAGCUCCUCUAAAGGUGCUCCCAAAAAACUAAUUUCAUACCUUCUCUUGGAGUUGGGUGAAAAUUACCCACCAAUGCUACUGUUUACACAUAACGAUUCGAGGGGAAUAAAAGCCUCGCGACUCCUGUUCCGCCGCCAUCUCCCCUUCCUCCGACCGUUCAACCCGCCAGCGCCGAUGGCCGGGCGUGGCCUGGCCGACAGCAUCCAGUCCAUGGCCUGCACUGAUGAAGAAUUGGAGCACGCCCUGGCCAGCGGCCUAGCUGGGGGCGGUCGUGGCCUGGCUGGUGGUGAUUGUGCCCAGGCUAGCAGCACCGAGUCCCUGGCCGGUGCUGACGCAUUCCUCGAAGACAGCCUGGCAAGAGGCCUGGCCAGGGGCGGCUGUGUCCUGGGGGCCGGUGGCCGUGGCUUGGGCGCAGGCGGCCGUGGCCUGGCUGGUGGCGGUCGUGGCCAGGCCGACAGCACUGAGCCCCUAGCCGGCACUGAGGCAUUUGUCGAAGACGGCCUGGCUGGGUUCGGCCGUGUCCUGGCCACGAGCGGCCGUGGCCUGGACGCGGGCGGUCGUGGCCUGGCCAAAGGUGGCUGUGGCCUGGGCAGGGGCAGCCACACCCUAGCUGGGGUUGACCCCGACCUUGAAGAGACCGUUCUUGGUGCUGAAGAUGCAAGUGUCGGCCAUGGCCGUGGGAAGAAGUGGGCAGGAAGAGGCCGGGGCCAAGGACAGAGCAAGAAACCCUCGAAGGCAGACAAAAAGAAUGAAGAAGAGGAGGUAUGUGAAUUGUCCUUGAAGUGUAAUUGCAACUCGUUUUGCCUUGCAAUACCGUACCUUGAAAUACCUCUUCUCAUGGCAUCUCUUACCAUUGUGUGUGCACAUUUGUCUAGCCCUAAGAUGUUUAUAGGCAGGCCAAAUGAGAAAAAUGCAUGCUUUUCAGUGUUGAAUGAAAUAAGAACAAAGAAAUUUACAGAGAUUAUUAUGAUUACAAUUACCUUCAUGAUGUACUCUGUGUGGAUACUCCUGUCUAAGCUUUUCGUAGACAUUGCCUACAACAUAAGUGUUGCUUCCAGGUUUGUUAGCUGUGCUAGGUACAAUGUGAUCGGUACUUGUUCAAUAGUUAACGGAGGAAAUUUUCAAAAAAUAGUUCAACUAUUGUUGGAAUUGAAAUACUUGCUAUGUUUGAAACAAGGUUUGAAACUCUGCUUCUACCUUCAUAAACAUAUCAAUGUCAGCAAAACUUUUUAGUCAAAUUCUUUGCUCAAACCUUGGGGUCAUAUUUGUGAUAUUUGAACAAUUGCUAGUGUUCGAAAUAGUUGAAAAUACAUGUGAUUAUCAUGGUUAGGGAGAUAUCAUGGACUGGACUGACGUAUACACUUCGAUCGCUUGUAACUUGUUUGCAGAACAAGUUAAGAAAGGUAAUAGAUCAAAUACACAUUUGAACUCUGUAGGCUAUACCAAAGUGUCAAAUAGGUUUUACCAGAUGAUAGGUAUUUAUCUUAGCAAGAUGCAACUGAAAAACAAGUGAGAUAAGUUGAAGAUAAAAUUAUCAGAAUGGAAUAGAUUAAUGAAGAGGCAAAUAGGAACAGGUUGGGACAGAAUAAAUGGUGUGAUUGACAUGGAUGAUGAGUGGUGGAGGGAGGCAAGGAAGGAUAUCCCAAGAUGCGGCGGCUUUAGGACAAACCUCUGCAAAAUGUGGAUGAUUUGACAGUUAUGUUUGGUGAUAUCAUUAAUGAUGAAACGGAUCAUUGGAACCCUAUGACUUCCAACCCUAUCAUACCCCAAAAUCAUGAUACUCCUAUUGAUGUAGACAAUGAUGAUGGUGAAAACCUUGAUGGUGGUAGGGAUGAUAUUCAUGUGUCCCCAACAGAAGAAGACAAUGGAGGUACUGCUGGGAGUGACAUUGAGGAGGUGUCCCCAUCCUUUGACAAAGGAAAAAGAAGAUCGAGGGUUGUCAUAGACAAAGGAAAGAAAGCAAAAACAGGUACAACACUUGUGAUUCAAGAAAAAUUGAGUGAGAUAGCUGAACAAGCCAAGGCUUUCACAUCAAGGAAGGUUGGCGAAGUUACUGUUGAACAAGUAAUGGACCUUGUCUUGGACUGUGGAGCGGGGUAUGGUACCGAUGAGCAUUUCAUUGCCACUGAGUUGUUUGUGAAGAAAGAUCAAUCAUGACUCUUCCAACUAAGAACAUUAGAUUCGGUUGGCUUACGAGGAAGUUCAACGCCAAAUAUGGGAAUUGAAGACCAUCAUUUGUGUUGUUGGAUGUCCUUUUCAUGUUAUUUUUUAUGUCAUUUGAACUUUAUCACUUCUUGAUUAUUUGGACGCCAUUUUCAUGUUAUUUUGUUAA
Setaria italica (foxtail millet) is the source of this 3855-nucleotide messenger RNA. RefSeq lists its product as uncharacterized. The coding region runs from base 1596 to 2756 and encodes 386 amino acids. The transcript has 2 exons. NCBI's taxonomy places the organism in Eukaryota, Viridiplantae, Streptophyta, Magnoliopsida, Poales, Poaceae. The record is from RefSeq and is a predicted model, not a curated record.